Messenger RNA from Planococcus citri (citrus mealybug), 2741 nucleotides. Its product is annotated as speckle-type POZ protein-like. Gene Ontology annotation, cellular component: cytoplasm; nucleus. The record is from RefSeq and is a predicted model, not a curated record. Bases 666 to 2192 code for a protein of 508 amino acids. The transcript has 2 exons. NCBI's taxonomy places the organism in Eukaryota, Metazoa, Arthropoda, Insecta, Hemiptera, Pseudococcidae. Gene Ontology annotation, biological process: proteasome-mediated ubiquitin-dependent protein catabolic process; regulation of proteolysis. Gene Ontology annotation, molecular function: ubiquitin protein ligase binding.
UCUGAUAUCUAGUAUUUUUUUGGUGCUCCUAUAAAGAAAGUUGAUUGAUCUUUUAGAUGCAAAAAAAUGAAUCCUUGUCACAUUUUUUGGAUGGUUCUUUUUAUAUCCUGUUGCAUUUGUCAAGCAAGUAUUUUUACACUGUACACUUAAUAUUUCAAAUUGAUAUAGAAGACGUCUAAAAAAACAUUUAUACCUUAUUUUGUCGUUUUUCAAAACUCAACAGUUCAACGAGUGACUUUUUCGAGCCAUUUCAAAAUCUCCAUGUAAUUUUUCGGGGUUUUGAUUAUUCUGAAAAUCCAUCGAAAAUAUGAAACAAAUGAGGGUAAUGUCCCAUCUACAAAAAAAAUAGUCGUUUUGAAAAUUAAAAAAGAAAAAAAAAACAUUUGGGGAGCACCACGACUUUUGGUGGAUUUUUAAAUAUCCAAAAUUGAACAUUCGGCGAUUCGUACUUUGUUUUCUGCUCGGGCUCCUUCUGGAGAACUUUUGAAAUUAUGAAGAAAUCGAAAUUUUUUCAGUGACUUCGAAACUUAACAUUUAUUUAUUUAAAUGAAGGACUCCACAGCAUUUGAUCAAAAUCCUCAAACCCAACUUUUUUGCAAUCCUUAUGAGCAUUAAGUUUUUUUUUUAAUCAGAGAAAAUGAUAACUCCUGCCUAACAAAAAGAACAUGCAAUGGUUGAGGAAUGAACCCUCUGAAUCCAGUUUGAAUAUCGAUUCUGAAAAUGCGAUUCGAUGUGAUACGUACCUGAAAAAUCACGAAAUUCAGUAUACUUGGAUUAUUCGUAAUUUCAGUUAUUACCAGACUGAUGGCAAUUAUAAAACGAUUUUCUCCCCAUACCUGCAGGCACACACAACCGACAAAUACAUAUGGCAAAUUAAACUUACACCUAAUGGUUAUUGCGGUACAAGUAUUACGAAACCGAUAGGUCUAGAUCUAUACCUAUCCACCAGAAGUACCAUGGAUAGUGCAGUAGUGAAGUACAGCAUCUCAUUAAUAAAUCACGAAAAAGAAGUAUUACUAUACAGAAAUUCGCCCCAGGAAAAUAUCGCAAUGGGAUAUGGCAAAUACUGGAAAGAUUUUUGCCCGAAAGAUGAUUUAUUUCGAAAACGUAUACUGCAAAAUGGCACAAUAAUUUUAUCAAUCAACAUCGCAUGGCUAGGGGAGCUUUCACACGAAAUUUCCCACAAACGUGAAACAUCUCCAUUGUCGAGUGCCAUACCGAAGACUACCAUCAUAAAAUGUAUUCCUUUAGAAUACUUAGAUUCGAUGUUGGAAAAUCAGAAAUUGGCCGACAUGAUAUUCUCCUCAACUGGCAGCGAUUAUCGAUUCGAAACGUGCGUACAAGUUCACGAAUUAAAAUACAUUUGGGCGAUUCAUAAUUGCAGUCUUUACAAGAAAGAGAUUGUGUCGCCCAAGUUGCACGCAUCUACAACCGAUAGAUACGAAUGGCAAAUUAGUGUUUCAACCCGUGAUGAAAAUUCGGUCGGAUUGUACAUACAGCUAUCCAGAGAGAGUAAAGUUAAAAAGACGUUCGCGAAGUACAAUAUUUCAAUCAUAAACCACCAUAAUGAAGUAUUACACGAAAGAAAAUCGCCGAUUGAAAAAUUAGAAUCCGGACAAGAAAUUCACUGGGAAUUCUGCAAGAAAUGUGACUGUUUCCGGGAAGAUCUGCUGAUAAACGACACGCUAACACUUUUAAUCCACAUAAAAUGGAUUUCCGAAUCUUCUAAUAACAACGUUUCUCUCCCUCAAACUACUCAUUCGCCUGCUCCAACAUCUAAGCCUGCCAUUAUCAACCACAGUAAUUUUUCUGAAAACUUAGAAUCGAUGCUGGAAAAUCCCCAAUUCGCCGAUGUCAUAUUCGUAACGAAUGGCAGCAAUUAUCCGGCUCAUAAGGCUAUUUUGGCUGCCCGCAGCUCCGUUUUCGCCACCAUGUUUCAACAAAAAGACGCGAAAUAUGGAAAAUUGAGAAAAAUUCGAAUCAACGUUACACACAUCAACGAACAAGUGUUACGCGCUAUGCUACGAUACAUUUACACAGGGAAAUGUGAAAAUUUUGCACAGCUAGCGUACGAUGAAUUAUUUGUAGUUGCUGCGAAGUACGGUUUAAAGGGAUUGCAAGACAUUUGCGUGCAAAAUCUCUAUGUGGCUUUGAUGGCUCGGAACGCUGAAAGCAUCGCAUCGACGAAUUAAAAUUCAAAGCCAGAGAAUUACUGAAAUUCAGAUCGACUCAAAAGUUGAAUACAACUGCUGAGAUAUACCGAAAUGUUGGGGAUUUUUAUAUAGGUAUUGGGUUGAGAAAUUCGCGAAAGUAGGGAACAAAUCGUAUGAAAAAAUUACCAAAAUUAUGGGUUUUUACUUCUUGAAUUAAGUAUGAACUUUCAAAAGGUUUCUUCUGCCUUUCUCCGAUCUACCGGAGUUGUAGAGCAGAAAAAUUGACUUCUCACAUCAAAAAUAAUGUUGCUUUACUUGAAAUUUCCAAAAAAAAAAUAAAUAGAGGAGAAGGUACAAAUAUGGACCCCCUCUAGCUUUUUGGCUUUAAAGAGUAGAAAAAAUUAUCAAAUUUUUUUUUCGAGUUUACCAUUUGAAAGGCCAAAGACUCUAGUAUAUCGUGUAAAAAAAUAUAUUUUUUUUGUUGAAAACUCACGGAGAAAUUUGAAAUUUAGAAAAGUGACAUAAAAUGGUACAAAUAUGGACCCCCCUCAAAAAUGAAUAAAAAUUUCAGAAAAUUGAACAAAAACU